UGUCAUUUUCCGAGAUAUACUCGUCUCGAGGAAAACAAAACUCAAAUCCAUCAUCCUCUCUUUUCUUUCUCUUCUACCUAGCUACCCUCCCUUGCUUUCCAGAUUGUUCUUUUUCCGGGAAAAGCCUACUAUACUAAAAGCAAAUAAAGUUGUUCUAAACAAUUAAGAUGCCCUUGGAAGGGGUUUUCAUUCAACCACCCUCUACUUCUGCUACUUCUGCUUCUACUACUACUUGUGUUCCUGAUCUUUCCCUUCACAUAAGCCCUCCAACCACCACCAACUAUGCCGGAGGACAUCACACCGACCUCUCUCUUGGGAGACGAGAACCACCACCACCACCACCAUCACUGCCGACUAACAUGAACCACAUAAACGAAGCCUUGAGACCCAUCAAAGGGAUCCCGGUUUAUCACAACCGUUCUUUCCCUUUCUUACCCAUGGAUAGGGAUCACAACAAUCCAAAUCCCAAGAUGUGCUUAUAUCAUCACAUGCCUGCAUCUUCUUCUCCUUUCCCUGUGGGAGUGGGUUUAGAUCCCAUUUCCUUCUUGAAUUCCGGGGGAGCGGGAGGGCCUUAUAAUAAUAGGGCUGCUGCCACAACUAGGUUCAAUAAUGGGAUCCCAAGCCAUCAGCAUCAUCCAUUGCACCACCACUACGGCUCGUCGGAGAUGAUGAGAUCAAGGUUCUUGCCUAAGCUCCCAAGCAAGAGGAGCAUGAGAGCACCCAGGAUGCGGUGGACUAGCACCCUCCAUGCUCGAUUUGUUCACGCCGUUGAGCUUCUUGGUGGCCAUGAAAGAGCAACACCCAAGUCCGUACUUGAGUUGAUGGAUGUGAAAGAUCUCACAUUAGCCCAUGUCAAAAGCCAUUUGCAGAUGUAUCGAACUGUUAAGACUACUGACAAGCCUGCAGCUUCUUCCGGGCUUUCGGAUGGAUCAGGAGAGGAUGAAAUGUCUCCUCCAAUGGGAAGCAGUGGUAUGCGUCCAUUUCAAGAGCAAAGAGGCCAACAAGAUAUGGAUUAUUCUUCCACCCCAACACUAUGGAGUAAUAAUUCUUCAAGCAAUAGGGACCCAUGGCCACAAGCUAAUUCAAACGACAUAGAUGGUUUCAGACCAAUAUCAAUGUUUCAGUCUCAAUCCAUAGGCCAUCAAAUCCAGCAGGCGUGUGAUUCAACCCAAAUCAAGAGCAGUUUGUCAGGAUCUAAUAAUAAUUUAGAGUGCAAGAACCCAAGUUUGGAGUUCACAUUAGGCAGACCAGAUUGGAAUGGCAAAGGACAAGCCUAAUAAUUUUGAUUGCUUCUUUUUAUUUGUCUUUAUAUAUUUUUGUAUUUCAGUUAUCCUCAAAUAGAAAAUAAUUAGGUGCAUGCUGUAUGUUAGAUAUAUAUAAAAAUUAGUGUCAAUGAUGAGAAGAAAGAAAGAAAAAAACCA
Molecule: messenger RNA, 1421 nt
Organism: Arachis stenosperma
Lineage: Eukaryota; Viridiplantae; Streptophyta; Magnoliopsida; Fabales; Fabaceae
Product: transcription repressor KAN1-like
Exons: 6
Coding region: 168-1277 (369 amino acids)
Biological process (GO): regulation of DNA-templated transcription; abaxial cell fate specification
Cellular component (GO): nucleus
Molecular function (GO): transcription cis-regulatory region binding
Source: RefSeq, a predicted model, not a curated record